AUGUUUAUUUGAAAAUCAAUCUUCAUUCGAAGUGCGCGUUCCCGGCUGUGGCACCUGAGCCGGGUCCUCCUCCUCCUCCUCCUCCUCCUCCUCCUCCUCAUCGGAAACUCCUUGAAUAAAUAAAAUGGCCAGCAGGCCGAACUGGGGAGCAGGAAAUUUCAAACAAACACAGAAAGCCGACAUGGGAGCAUGGAGAACCCCGAGUUUGAUUAUCCAACGACCCCUGGAGUGAGCGCCGGCAGCUGCAUCAGGUAAAUACAUAUGAACUAGACGAUAAAUGGAUUAUGAGCAGGUUCUCCGAGGGACGGACGCGGAGCCUGGCAGAUGGAUACCCGGGGCACUCGAAACUAUAUUUCAACCCCGAUUUCCAUUCACAAUUGAUUGUGCGCACUAGACUGUGUGGGUCUGUGUCUUCGCGUGUGUGGUGUGUUUUUAUAACAUUUGUGGAUUACGCCUAUAAAAACUACACCUCCCCGCGGAGCCAGUCGAGCUGCCCCAGCCCCUCCGACCACUACAAAAGGAUUACAUUUUACUAGUGGCAGUCCUCGAUACAACCUGUCGCACGGGAGAUUAAAACUGUGCUGUUUCUUUUAUGGUUUGUUCCGCUUUUUGUUAAACACUCCCGAGGAUCACACGCAACUCCGCACCGUUUCCACCACCCCAGCUCACGGCCAGGAGCGCUCAACUCAAAAUAGUGUUUUAUUGCUCAAAAUUACGCUUCUUUUAUUUAUUUAUUUUUUGUUUCUCCUACUCUCGGCUUCUCACUCAUUCACCCAGUUUCAAUUUUUAUUAGUUUAUUACGAUUAUUAUCUUUUAAUGGGCCCCGUUUGCACCACCAGCGUUUACUCAUUGUUUUUGUUUUCUUGUUUUUAUUUUUUGUUUUCGUGGUAGUUGUGGCGAAGAGUAACGUGUGAAGUUGUUUUAUUAUUUGUUUUGAUUAUCAAAAUGGGCGUUUUACAUUUUUCCGGUCGUUGGGCGGCCCACCUGCCACGGGCCCCUACCUUAUAGCCCCACAUCCCAUGGCCCAUAACCCCGGGCCAAAGGCAGUAAAUCACAGCCCGCUGUGAGCGUCUGAGUAUCCAAGAGUGAGUACAUCAUGUACACUUGGCAAGAAAAUGUAUCUUUAUGACUAAGAAUCUUUUAAGGAAACAUACACCUUAUUUGAUUUUUCGAAUUUCAGUUUCUCUCAGUGUUCCCCACUUAUUCUUACUGACCCAUAAACACAAACCAAAGUGUGGCAAAAUGUUUAAUUUGGAAUUUAUGAGUAAUUAAUUUUAAAGCACUCGACUGGUCGUUAACGCUGUCCUACCCCCUUCCCUGCCACCUAUCCCUGCUGACCAUAAAAGAUUUAACAAGCCAGUGUGCCAAAAAUUGAUUGCGUUUGGCCACUCCGCUGAUUGAUCAAUUAUUCAAUUGUUAUCGCCCUGGAUUUGGCCAUCAUAGCCAUUCCAAUUGGGCAAGCCCCGUAAAACUUACCGAAAGUUAAUUAUAAAAGAAUUAUCCGAAUGGAUGGCCAGGUGAGAGGCCAAUUAAAUUGGCAGAUGUUUCGGGUUGCGAGAGCCAUCAAACAGAUAAUUAAAUCCAAAUAAAUUUUGCUUCGGCUAAAGUUAAUGUCCAAUGAAUUAUGUACAUUUUAAGAUUCAUAGAAUAAAUUGUAUCUAUCAUUAAGUACAAUAAGCUAAUUUUGUUAAUUAAAAUUAAUAAAAACACAUUGAUAUUUA
Molecule: messenger RNA, 1721 nt
Organism: Drosophila ananassae
Lineage: Eukaryota; Metazoa; Arthropoda; Insecta; Diptera; Drosophilidae
Exons: 8
Coding region: 285-536 (83 amino acids)
Source: RefSeq, a predicted model, not a curated record